AUGGUGGCUCUACAGAACCUCUUCUUCGUCUCUCUCGCAGCUCUGCUGCCCGCAUCGCACGGUCUGGCCACGCAGAGCCAUGGCCGCCGUUGUCGCUGCCGGCCCCAAGAACCGUGCUGGCCUUCUCACCAUGAAUGGCAGGCCCUCAACUCGUCCAUUGACGGCACCCUCGUCUCCGUCCGUCCAGCAGCCUACGCAUGCCACGGCCCGGCCUUUGACGCCGUCGCCUGCAAUGCCUCCUCUGCCCUGUCAUCCAACUCUGUCUGGCGUGCUUCUCAGCCUGGUGCUGUGCAAUGGACUAACUGGGAGGCAUGGCCGGAGCGCAACGAGAACUGCUUCUUCGACAGCCCCACGAGCUCCCCUUGCCGUCAGGGCCGUGUGUCGCUUUUCUCGGCCAUGGUGGAGAGGGCAGAGCACAUCCAGGCCGCGAACUCAGGGCACUGCUUCAUGGGCCGUUCAACCGCGCCAGAAUCGCUGCAGAUUUCGACAACCAAGUUGAAGAGCCUCAGCUUCACGGACCGCUUUCUCCCUGCUGGCGCGCCCCAGGGCCAGCCGGACCAGGGCUCUGCCGUUACCAUUGGCGCUGGAGUCGACCUCAAGGAACUGUAUACUGCCGCAGCGAGGCGAAACCUGACCGUGGUCGCUGGCAUGGCACAUACGGUCGGAGCGGCAGGCGGCUACAUCCAAGGCGGUGGCCACAGCCCACUUGGGAACUGGAAAGGCAUGGGCUCGGAUAAUGCUCUCGAGUUUACCGUUGUCAACGCCAAGGGUGACGUGGUGAUUGCCAACAACCAUCAGAACCAAGACCUGUUCUGGGCGCUGCGAGGCGGCGGCGGCGGCACUUUUGGCGUGGUGGUGAGCGUCUCUGUGCGCACCUUUCCCAGCGUUGCGGCCGUCUUUGUCGAGUUUGGCUUCGCGCUGCCCAAAGGAAGCACGUCGGCCUACUGGGAGCUCAUCGAGAAGUUGCAUGCUCGCCUGCCGGUCAUCUCCGACGCCGGCGGCUGCGGGUACUACUUUGUCAUGCCUAAAACCCAGCCACAAAACGGCACAGAGGUGCUGACUCUUUCCGGUGGCUUCGUCUUUCUCAACGACACGCGGACGGACAAGGCCCGCAAGGCCAUGAAUCCGCUGGCGGCCGACUUGCGUCGACACGCCCUGCCCGGGUCGGUGUACAACGUGGGAGUGGUCCCGCAGUUUUCCGAGUGGAUCAACACGGCGCUCAAGGGCGAUGCGGAUACCACGGGCGGGAUCCUCUUGCUCGGCUCUCGGAUGGUGUCGCGCGAUUUCCUGGCCCGACCCGACGGCCCCGGACGCCUGCGGGACGCAUUGAAAGAUGUCCACGAGAGCAUGGGCGGCGUGGGAUUCACCGGGCACGUCGUCGCCGGCGGAGCCGUGGCCCGCAGCACCGUCGACUCGGCCCUGAACCCGGCGUGGAGAAGGACGCUGACGCACAUUGCCUUUGGCGCCGACUGGAACAGCUCCACGCCGGCGGCCGAGCAAAAGGGCAUCCAGGACAAGAUGACCAACGUGGCGGUGGAGCGGCUGAGAGCCUUGGAACCGGACAUGGGGGCCUACCUGAACGAGGCGGAUGCGUACGAAAAGGGCUUUCAGCGGUCCUUUUGGGGCGUCAACUACGAGCGCCUGUACGCCAUUAAGAAAGCCCAGGACCCCAUGGGCCUGUUCAUUGCGCGCAAGGGGGUCGGCAGCGAGGACUGGGACGACGCUGGGCUCUGUAGGGUUUGGUGA
Molecule: messenger RNA, 1746 nt
Organism: Hirsutella rhossiliensis
Lineage: Eukaryota; Fungi; Ascomycota; Sordariomycetes; Hypocreales; Ophiocordycipitaceae
Product: FAD binding domain-containing protein
Exons: 3
Coding region: 1-1746 (581 amino acids)
Molecular function (GO): FAD binding; oxidoreductase activity
Source: RefSeq, a predicted model, not a curated record